Messenger RNA from Xyrauchen texanus (razorback sucker), 3727 nucleotides. RefSeq names its product tetratricopeptide repeat protein 9A-like. The transcript has 3 exons. Gene Ontology annotation, molecular function: protein binding. The record is from RefSeq and is a predicted model, not a curated record. Bases 257 to 967 code for a protein of 236 amino acids. NCBI's taxonomy places the organism in Eukaryota, Metazoa, Chordata, Actinopteri, Cypriniformes, Catostomidae.
CUCCAUCCGUGAUGACCGCAUUUCUUAAAGGCAGCGCGAGCACGCUUGAAUCAAGCCGCACGCUCACUCCCGUUUGAGUUAUUCGGUAAGAGCAGGACGUGCCGAGGCGAGGUGGGGAGAGAAUCCAUCUUUUACAGUAAUAGGAAACAGCGUAGAGCGCGCUGACAGACACUACGAGGAUGCAAAGUCGCACAGAGCGGUAACAAGAAGCGAACGCGAGAUAUCUGCAUCCACAUAUACAGUUGUUGGAUCGGUGAUGAGUGUGGACCAGGACAGAUCUGAAUCAAUGCUCCGCAACAGAAACGGCGCGAUGAGCGUCAUGAGCAGCUCUACUGGUCAGUCUCCGUGCGUCGUGCAGCCUCCCGGUAGCAGAAGCCGCGGAGACGCGCGCCACCCGCCGCACGCGCCCCAUCAGAGCGGUUCGGUGAAACCACAAAACGAGCCUGCUGAACUGGUGAAACGAGCGCUGGACUUCAAGACGCAGGGCACACAGUGCUACAAGGAUAAAAAAUACCGCGAGGCCAUCGGGAAGUACCACCGCGCGCUGCUGGAAAUGAAGGGUCUCUGUCGCGUGCUAGGAGAUCCGGACACCAUCAAGUCCCCUUCAACCGUCCUGAAGAGCAUCAGUAAAUCCAGCCUGACGGACGAGCAGAAAGGCGCGGUGGAGAACGCGGAGCUGGAGUGUUACAACAGCCUGGCAGCUUGUCUGUUGCAGAUGGAGCUGGUAAAUUAUGAACGAGUAAAAGAAUAUUGUCUGAAGGUUCUGAGGAAAGAGGGUGAGAAUUUUAAAGCUCUGUAUCGCUCUGGUGUGGCAUAUUAUCACCUGGGAGACUUCAACAAAGCCUUGCACUACCUGAAGGAGUCACACAAACAACAGCCCUCAGACACUAAUGUCAUCCGCUACAUUCAGCUCACGGAAAUGAAGAUUCGCCGAAAUGCCCAGAGAGAGAAAUCUGAAGUUCUGUAAACAACUCCUGCAUUAUUAGCUUUCCACUACAGACACCCCACACUCCCCCAUCACACUCUCUGUGGAUAUGGUUUGGUAUUUCAUGGAAGACUUGAUUACAGUGAGGGUCUGUCUCAGCUGACUUCCUGUCAGAAACAGUAUCUGAAUUAGACUGAAGAGCUGAAUACGGUGUGCUGUGCCCUUCUGUAGAAUGUGGAGACUGGGUGUGGAGACCACAAAUGCCAUUUAUUAAACUUUCUAAAGGAUUAAUUAGUAGCAUACAAAGGUUUGGUUUUUAUUGUUUGAUUUUAUUCUUUCUUUCUAACAUACAGAUAAAACUGAUUUUGUUCUCACAGGAUGAUUGAAGUCUUAAGUUGUGCUCCACAGAACACUCUUUGUAGAUUCCUUUUGUGGAGGAUCCACAGUUUCCAUUUAUAAAUGCAGCUUUUUUCAUAUUGUUUUUUGGAUCGUGAUGAUUCUGCUGUCAUGAUUCAGAAAUUCUGAAAUUUUUAUGUGAACACAUGAAGCUCAGACAUUUGAAGUGCAAUUAAGUGUCACUAUGAUGCCAACACUUAUCAUAUACAACCUACUCUUCACGUCAAGGAAUAGUUCACCCAAAAAUGAAAAUUCUUUCAUCAUUUACUUGCUCUCAUGCCAUCCCAGAUGUGUAUGACUUUAUAUUUUCUUCUAAACCCAAAGAUUUUUAGAAGAAUAUCUCAGCUCUGUUGGUCCUUAAAAUGCAAGUGAAUAGAGACCAAAACUUUGAUGCUCCAAAAGCACAUAAAGGCAGCAUAAAAGUACUCCAUAGGACUCCAGUGGUUUAAUCCAUGUCUUCAGAAAUUAUAUAUAUAGUAUGGGUGAGAAACAGGUCAAUAUUUAAGUCCUUUUUUACAAUCAAUCACCACUUGCACUUUCACAUUCUUCUUCUUCUUUUUUUUUCUUGGGCAAGGAAGAGAAUUUAUAGUAAAAAAGGUAUUUUAUACUUAAAUACUGAUCUGUCUAUAACUCACACCUAUCAAAUUUCUUCUGAAAACAUGGAUUAUACCACUGGAGCCAAAUGGAUUACUUUCAUGCUGUCUUUAUGUGUUUUAUGGAACUUAACAUUUUUGGUCACCAUUCAUUUGCAUUGUAUGGACCAGCAGAGCUGAGAUAUUCUUCUAAAAAUCUUUGUUUGUGUUCUGGAAAAGAAAGAAAGUCAUACACAUCUGGGAUGGCAUGAGGGUAAGUAAAUGAUGAGAGAAUUUUCAUUUAACACCACAUUCAAAUAGCAGUGGGAAAGAUCUGUCAUGCACAGAGUGGGUUUAGAUGUACAAACACACACAUACACACACAUACAGUGGACUUAAAAAGUGUAAGCAUGUAAAUCAAGCACAGUCUCACAUGCACACAGAAGCAUGUAGGAGUCAAAUAAACUGUGAUCAUUGUUAUAUUUAGGAGUGUGUGUUUUUGUUUGUGAUGUGAUAUAUCAGUGAUUCUGUUUCAGUGUUGGGUGUAGCGUGAUUGGAAAGUAAUUAGUUACAGAACUCAUAUGACUUUUUUUAAUAAAAAAAACCCUGAUAAUUAAGUUAAUUAAAUUAAAUAUUAUUUACUUGUAUAUAAAAUACAUUUAAAGAAUUAUGCUAAUAUGUACUUCUGUAUGUGUUUCUGUGUUAGAAAUAAGUGUAUAACUUGCGGUAAAAAAUGACAGGGGAAAUAAAGACAUUACUUUCAAUUAGCUGAGUAGAAAAUUAAAAAUCUUGUUUGUGAAGAUGCUGGCUACCACCCCUGGAGUUUACUUGUUUGAAGAUCAGGGCAUGCUGAGUGAUUCCAGCCAGGUCUCCUAAGAAACCAAAUUGUCCCGGUUGCUAGGGAGGGUAGAAUCACAUGGGGUAACCUAUAUGAUAUAUAUAUAUAUAUAACCACUGUAAUGUGGUUCACUCUCGGUGGGGCAUGUAGUGAGUUGUGCCACGUCUCCGUGGUAAUGCGAUCAACAAGCAACGUGAAAAGAUGCAUGGAUUGACGGUCUCAGAUGCGGAGGCAACUGAGAUUCGUCCUCUGCAACCCGGAUUGAGGCGAGUCACUACACCAUUAUGAGGACUUGGAGUACAUUGGGAAUUGGCCAUUUCAAAUUGGGAGGGGAAAUUUUUUUUUCAUAGAAAGUAACUAAAAAGUUAAUUAAUUAGUGAUGUGAUUACUUCUUACAGUCUUGUUUCAAUUUGAGAGAAUUAAUAAUUUGGAGUGGAUUACUUUCUUUGAGUAACUUUAACACUGGUCUUCUUUAUAUUGAAGAGUGAAGGCGUUGCAAGUAGGUGAUUGAAUUUUAAUAUUUCUCUACUCAACUGCUUAUUAUGGGUUUUACUUGCAGCUAAACAGCAGGUACACAAAGUCCAAUUCAGUGGUUCACUGGUUGCUAUGGUGAGAUUCGAUGGAAAUCAUCCUUGGAGACAGAUGGGUUGGUGUCCUAGACAUGCUGGAUUUAGAACAGCUAGAUACAAUUCUGUGUAACAGACAAGAAUGAAAGCUUAAACUGUUGAAUACAUCUGAAUGUCAUUUCAAAUACUGCUGCUCUUGAUGAGGAAGCAUUUACUAAUUUGCAGCAAUGUGGAGCACUGAGGUUAUUUUGUUACAGAGCAUAAUCUCACACUGAAUCAUUUAAAUUGAAUGUUUAUGUUAAGUGACACAGGAAAAAAACAAAAAAACAUAUCUGGCGAAAUGCCAGCCUCCUGUCAUUCACUUUGUUGUGAUGUCAUCAUUGCAAAACAUUAAUAAUACUUGUACAUGAUUUCCAGUAUUAAAGACAUC